UUAAUCUACAAUCUCCCAAUCUGCAGGCUCUCUAAAUACACAUUUUACUCUAUAGCCUAUAGUUAGUACGUUUUUGCAUGCAAGCGUUAUACUUUCUAGGCCGACACUACCGUCGGAUGAAUAUGCAAAGUCACGAUUUCCACGAGAGGAGGAUUUCGGCGAUCUCCUCCUAUUGGUUGAGGACUUGGCGAUUUAGUGUUUAACCCCGUGUGCUGCAAACAAUCUUCUCCAUCUCUACAAAUGGCAAACACUGCUAAGCCCGUUCUUCAUGGAUACUUCAGAAGCUCUUGCUCUUGGCGAGUUCGCAUCGCUUUCGCUCUGAAAGGAAUGGAUUAUGACCAGGUUAAUGUAAACCUCGUAAAAGAUGGUGGCCAACAGGUAACAGAUCAAUACAAAAGAUUAAACCCCAUGCAACAAGUGCCUGCUGUGACCAUUGAUGACAUGACAUUGUCUCAGUCGUUGGCGAUCAUCCAGUAUAUUGAGGAAACACGCCCUGGACCUCGUCUUCUGCCCUCGGACCCCAAACAGCGUGCCCAGGUGCGCAUGAUCUGUGACAUCAUUGCUUCUGGAAUUCAGCCAUUGCAGGUAACAUCAGCCUUGAUUGAGAUUGCUUCUGGUUAUUUUUGCUAAUCAUAGUAAUUAUAC
Clupea harengus (Atlantic herring) is the source of this 645-nucleotide messenger RNA. RefSeq names its product maleylacetoacetate isomerase-like (gene gstz1). The coding region runs from base 241 to 630 and encodes 129 amino acids. Gene Ontology annotation, biological process: L-phenylalanine catabolic process; glutathione metabolic process. The record is from RefSeq and is a predicted model, not a curated record. Gene Ontology annotation, molecular function: maleylacetoacetate isomerase activity; glutathione transferase activity. Gene Ontology annotation, cellular component: cytoplasm; mitochondrion. Lineage: Eukaryota; Metazoa; Chordata; Actinopteri; Clupeiformes; Clupeidae. The transcript is spliced from 5 exons.